GCUGUUGUCGGCUCAUUUCAUUCGGCUGUAUUUUUUCGACUCUAGUUGUUUUUCUUCCCCGUUUUCUUAAAGGAAUAAAACUUACAAGUUAUUGAAUGCCUCCGACGAUAAAUCCACCGCAAAAUGCGGAUAGAGAUCGACGACGCCCAGCAGCAGCAGCAGCACCUGGAGAGAGGAGAACUGAUCUUGUCUGUCGAGUGAAAUACUGCAACACUCUUCCUGACAUUCCGUUCGAUCCUAAAUUCAUAACUUAUCCGUUCGACUCUAAUCGGUUUAUCAAUUAUAAUGCUACAUCAUUAGAAAAAAGCUACAAGUAUGAGUUACUUGCUGAAUAUGAUCUUGGCAUUACCAUUGAUCUUAUUAACCCUGAAGCCUACGCCAAAGAGAAAAAUGCCCAUUUAGAUCCGGCUGAUGAAAGAUUGCUUGAAGAAGAUACUCACCACGCACCUCAAGAUGCCAGAAGGAAAGCACAGCAUGCCAAGAAUGUAUCCUGGUUGAGGCGCACAGAGUACAUUUCAACUGAAGCCACACGUUUCCAGCCCAUGUCAAUUGAGAAGGUUGAGGCUAAAGUGGGAUACAGCAUGAAGAAGGCUCUAAAGGAAGAGAAUGCCUACAUGGAUCAUGAAAGCCAGCUCAAAGCCAUUGAAAAGACAUUUGCUGAUGCCAAGAAACCCAUCUUGGAACACUCAACCAAAAAGGGUGUCACUGCAGUUGAAGUCUUGCCUGUCAUUCCCGAUUUCAAGUUGUGGAAGUAUCCGUGCGCUCAGGUCAUCUUCGACGCCAAUCCGGCACCUGUAGACCGACCAUCCAACAUACAAGUGGAGGAGAUGUCCCAGGCAAUGAUUCGAGGUGUGAUGGACGAAACGGGUGAACAGUUUGUCGCCUACUUCUUGCCGACUUCGGAGACAUUGACGAAGCGAGCUCGCGACGCUUCCCAGUCGGUGGAUUACGACGACAACGACGAGUACGACUACAAAAUGGCCCGACAGUACCACUGGAACGUCAAAAGCAAAGCGUCCAAAGGUUACGAGGAGAAUUACUUUAUAGUUUUCCGGGACGAUGCCGUCUAUUAUAACGAGCUGGAGACGCGCGUUCGAUUGACCAAGAGGAGACCCAAGCCUGGCGAGCCUGCCACGUCCAACACCCGUCUGGUUCUCAAACAUCGCUCGCUGACAUCCCGUGAGCAUCGCAUGUUCCGCCAGAGAGAGAGGCAGCUGGAACCAGCCAAUCAAGCUGAAGAUGAAGAGGAGAUGGAAGAGGAUGACGAAGAAAUUGACGAAGACGAAGGAGGAGCUGUCGGUGGCCAGAGAGUCAUCAAGGACGACGACAAAGAAGACGAAGGGAAAGAAGAUGCAGACAGUGACGCUCAAAGCAAUCGCUCCCGAUCUCGCUCCCGAUCCAAGUCUAAAUCUCCCCGAUCGGCCAGCAGCGGAGGUUCCAGCAGUCGUUCACGGUCAUCUAGUGCAGCCUCAUCUCACCGAUCUGCCUCACCUGUACCAGUUAAGGUUGAGGACCAACCGCGUGACAAAAAGAGCAGCAGUGGCAGCGGUAGUUCGUCCUCGUCGUCGAGUGCCAGCAGUAGUGGAAGUAGCAGUGGAAGCAGCAGCGACAGCGAGUGAGCCUCUUCUGCAUUGAGAUUUCCUUUUUUCACAAAUUUUUUGUUUACAAAUCGGCAUUGAAUACAAAACAACUUUUUCACUUUG
Daphnia pulex (common water flea) is the source of this 1703-nucleotide messenger RNA. It is a transcript of the gene atms, whose product is annotated as RNA polymerase II-associated factor 1 homolog. The record is from RefSeq and is a predicted model, not a curated record. The coding region runs from base 96 to 1619 and encodes 507 amino acids. The transcript is spliced from 5 exons. NCBI's taxonomy places the organism in Eukaryota, Metazoa, Arthropoda, Branchiopoda, Diplostraca, Daphniidae. Gene Ontology annotation, biological process: transcription elongation by RNA polymerase II. Gene Ontology annotation, cellular component: Cdc73/Paf1 complex. Gene Ontology annotation, molecular function: chromatin binding; RNA polymerase II complex binding.